This is a messenger RNA of Pseudozyma hubeiensis SY62, 1020 nucleotides long. RefSeq lists its product as hypothetical. The record is from RefSeq and is a predicted model, not a curated record. NCBI's taxonomy places the organism in Eukaryota, Fungi, Basidiomycota, Ustilaginomycetes, Ustilaginales, Ustilaginaceae. Bases 1 to 1020 code for a protein of 339 amino acids. The transcript has a single exon.
AUGUGGUCAAACUUUUUCGGAACUGUUUCAUUUGAGCAAGUGAUGCAUGAAGUCGCCGAUGCACCAAGGCAGCUCGAAGUCGCAAAUCUUCUUGAGCACUCCAACAUGCAUCAGCUGACGGAAUCGCACUCGAUGCAGCUCCGAGGACACAACUCUUUCAUAUACGAGGGCUACCCGGUUCGCGAUCAUGUCGUGCGGCAUGACCCAUCAAGUAUGCUACGACAAGGUAGUACCGUGGGCAUGGUAGACCUGGACUACUUGUUGCAGCCAUCCGGGCUCAAAUUGAAGCUGGACACAUCCUCCAUCGAAUCAUUGCUCAGCAAAUCAUCUACGUCAAGCUCGACACCUCACGGCAAAGAGGUCAGUCUGUCCGAAGAGGCUUCACGAUACCACUCAGCUACAUCGAGCAUGGCAGCGCCUCCUGUUGCACAGUUUGAGAUCCAAGUGCCGCAUAUCCAUGAUGCACCCGGCCAUUCGAGAGGUACAGACGAAAUGGCGCAUACUACGAACGCCAUUGCAAAAGUACACGAUCUUCCGUCACCUUUUCCCUUGAUGUUCGAUCUUCCGUCUCGAUACGUGUGGGCGCCCUCAACUCAACUAAAGACACAGCUUCUGAGCCAAUUCGAGUCCCGCUAUUUACUGUCCCCUGAUCAAUUUACGGAUCUCAGCUAUUCAAGACUUGCGGGAGAGUCGCUUCCAAGGCUCAUGAAGCAGGCCCUUAACUAUUUCCGACCUAGAAGCUAUGUAUUCGCUUACAAGCUGAGUGGUCACGGCGUCUUGGUCAAGUUUCACCACGUCGGAUCCAUAAAGGAAGGACGCCGAGACCAAGCCGCACUCUCGUUAUGGACGAUUGAGCCUGGUGUAGCCGGCUCUUCUGUGUUGUCCGGGCGAGGCGUGCUCGGUGUUGACGCCUCUGUCAUUGCAACCUUGCGUCACAGCUUUGGUAUAGGCACUUACGUUGUCUCCAAUGUUUCACCGGAGAGGGAGGGCAAACGACUGAUACUGAAGGACUACGAUUGA